AUGGAUUUCUUACGUAGAAGGAAAGGAUCCCCCAGAGACAAUGAUGAUUAUAAUGAUGACGAUGAUGUCGCAUCAACAUCCAAUGUUCAUAAAUCAAGAAAACCACCAAACACAGCCUUCAGACAACAACGACUCAAGGCAUGGCAGCCAAUACUAACCCCGAAGUCUGUUAUCCCCUUGUUGAUUUUACUUGCAGUUAUCUUUACACCCUUGGGAAUUGCCAUAAUAUACACCACCUACAAUGUGCAAGAACUAACUGUUGAUUAUUCAAAUUGUCAUCUGGCAAGUGGAGAUUUUGAAAGUAUCCCAUCAUCAUAUGUUGGUUAUCAUUUUAAACAUAAAAAUGUCAAUCCUGAUUUUAAAUGGAAAAUACAGAAUGAGACAAGCAAUGAUGAAUUAGUUCAAACAUGUGUCAUUCAAUUUAAUUUACCAAGAGAUUUAGAUCCACCAUUAUUUUUAUAUUAUAGAUUGACCAAUUUCUUCCAGAAUCAUCGUAAAUAUGUCGAUUCUUACGAUUUGGAACAAUUAAGUGGGCAUGCAGUAAAAGAUAAGGAUGUGACUGAUACAUGUGAGCCACUCAAGCACAGAAGAAUUGGAAAUAGUGACAAAUUAAUUUAUCCAUGUGGAUUAAUUGCAAAUUCAUAUUUUAAUGAUACCAUAUCUUCUCCAGUACUUUUAAAUACCAAAAGUGGUGAAGAUAAUCAAACAUACAUGUUUACUGACAAGGAUAUAUCUUGGCCAUCUGAUCGUCAACAUAAAUUUAAAAUGACCACAUAUAAUCCUGAUGAUAUUGUUCCACCACCAAAUUGGGAUAAAAUGUUUCCAAAUGGUUAUACAAAAGAAAACUUACCAAAUUUAAAUGAAUGGGAACAUUUACAGAAUUGGAUGAGAACGGCUGCUUUACCAUCUUUUUUCAAAUUAUAUGGUAAGAAUACUACUGAAGUCAUGACAUCAGGAACUUAUCAAAUUUCUAUUGAAUUAAAUUACCCAGUAACUAUAUUUGGAGGUACCAAAAGUAUUGUAAUAUCAACCAAUAGUAUUUUCGGUGGUAGAAAUAUGAGUUUAGGUAUUAUCUAUAUAAUUAUUGCUAUUGUUUGUUUGGUGUUAGGAGUUGGGUUUUUAUUACAAUAUUUAAUUAAACCAAGAAAACUUGGAGAACAUAAUUAUUUACAAGAUUCAAAUAAUAUGGGAAAUCAAGAAGCAGCCAAUUUCAGAGAACAACUUUAA
Molecule: messenger RNA, 1227 nt
Organism: Hemisphaericaspora subhashii
Lineage: Eukaryota; Fungi; Ascomycota; Pichiomycetes; Serinales; Debaryomycetaceae
Gene: CDC50
Product: aminophospholipid translocase regulatory protein
Exons: 1
Coding region: 1-1227 (408 amino acids)
Cellular component (GO): endoplasmic reticulum; Golgi apparatus; plasma membrane
Source: RefSeq, a predicted model, not a curated record